CUACACUGGUAAAGCAGGGUAAUACUGCCACCAAGCGUUCCGAGGUAGAGCUACACCAAGUUAUUCGAAUCACUACAUAAAUUGCGGGGUGUUUUUUUCCACUAUUGGCCAUUUUGGCUAUUUAUAAAGAUAUAUGUGGGUAUUUAUAAAUUAAACAUCCCUUAAAACUCACUUUUUACGCUCAUUCGUUUACUUAAUCUGUUAUUACAAUUUUCGACAGCAUAUUUUGCAGAUUUGCAACUGAAACUCUAAACCGAAUCCAGAGAAGUCAUUUUUACCACGUCUCAAAACACUAUGAUGGAAAUUAUGGUGGUGGAAAUUAUAUUUUAGUCGUUUUUGGAACAAAGUGGCCGACCCACUUACCUUGCUAAGGCAAAUUUUAUAGCUAGCAUUUUAUUUAGAAAAACAAUAUUUCACACUUCUAAACUUGAUUUGAAAAGGCACACGAUAAAAAAGAAUAUAUAUAUAUUUUGUUUAAGUGACAUUUACCUUGAUUUAUAUUGAAUUUACUUCACAUUUUAACUCCGGGAUGCUCAACUCUGACAUACACGGUUUCUCCUUGGUAACGAAGUAGCCUACACUAACUUUUAAAAAAGAAAAGAAGGAAGAAAACCCUUCGUGCUUACUGAAUUUUGUUUGAAAAAGCUGUCAAAACAGGUACAUAGGCUACUUGUAAGACAUCCCCUCCCUCAAACGCCCCAUGGUCACCGAGUUCAGAAGAAAGUGUGUGCGUCGCCGCGCCUCUUAGCGCGCGCUCCAAGGCACACUAAAAUAACGGAGUGCGUUUUUCCAGACAUCACUGAGACUGCUGCAGAGAUGCUUGGAUGAUGUACUCCAUCAUGUGUAACACAUAAACCAGACUAUAUGCCACAAACCGACGCUUCGACGACUGUUUUUUGACUUUUAAACUAUAUCCAUGGAAACGCACAAGUGACCUUGGCAAACCCAGGACCCUUUGGAAGUUUUAAAACAUCAAUACGCGUUACACACGCCACAGAAAACAUGAAUGUUUCACACGGACUACUGAACCGGACGAUAUCUACAGCGAAGCAACCGUUGGAAAGCGUUCGAGGAUGCUGCAGUAACUUCUCGGUGAUCACGAGCGACGGGUUCGGUUCACCGAUUCAGGACGAGCGCGAUCAGUUCAUCAUGCGUUUGGUGCAGAUCGCGGUUCUCUGUGUGCUGUCACUGACGGUCAUUUUCGGCAUAUUUUUCCUCGGGUGCAAUCUACUCAUCAAGUCCGAGAGUAUUAUAAAUCUGCUGGUGGAGGACAGAAGACCUUCCAAAGAUGCGGAUAUUAUUAUGAUAGCGGCAUGAGUCGUGCCAUAAACCUGACACGAACUGGCAAUCUGUCAUGAACGACACCUGUUGGUAUGAUUCUCAUGCCAAUGAUGAACUAAAUGUAUUUUUAUAUAUUUCAUCUGGGACCAGAACCUGUUAAUGUCGCAAUGGAGACUGAACAAUGCAUUCAACUUUUUUUUAAAACCCAGAAAUGUGUGGUGAUGAUUAUUUGUCUACAUCUUCUUUCAAAACACAUCUUCAUGAAGACACCUGAAACAACAAGAGCAGAGAAAGAUAACUGGACAAAUGCAUUAAUCCAGGACAGAUCAUUUGAAAUUAAGAAUUUGUCAUUUGUUUUGUAUUUAUAUUGGCUGAAUUGAUUCAUGUGACUCGUUGAAAUGAUUCAAGAAUUUCUUAAUGUGUUUGUGUAAAGUUUGUGUUAACUUGCAUGCAAAAUGGAUUAAAAGGAUAUAGA
Sinocyclocheilus rhinocerous is the source of this 1756-nucleotide messenger RNA. Its product is annotated as protein reprimo-like. The transcript has a single exon. The record is from RefSeq and is a predicted model, not a curated record. The coding region runs from base 1003 to 1317 and encodes 104 amino acids. Lineage: Eukaryota; Metazoa; Chordata; Actinopteri; Cypriniformes; Cyprinidae.